AUGGUUUCAGACAAGAUCAAGAUUGAAGAUGAGGAAUUAGUGGUUUUAGAAGAAGUUAACAAAGAUGCUAGAAAGAAAGAGGUCAGCAAACAAGUAAACAGUGAUGAUGGGUUAGUGGUUAUUGAAGAUCCGGUUGUUGUUGAUCGUAAUGUUGAAGAUGAUGAUAUAGUUGUGAAAUUUGAAUCUUUGAACGUUAAAGGUAAUCCAUCUGGGGUCGAAGAAUCAGGAAAUGAAUCUGAUGAUUUAUUUGUUGAUGCAGCUGAGAUUAAAAAAGAAGAUGAGGAAUCAAUAGGAGAAUUAUUGUAUGCUUCAGCUUGUCAGUUAUAUAUAUUUGAUUCAGUGGCGGAAAAGUUUGUGUUGCAAGAGUCGAGUGCGAAAGUUUCACUUUAUAAUAUUGGCAAAUUUGAUUUUUGGUUUGCGGUUAACAGUAAUUCAACAGAAUUAGGUACUGCUAUUAAUACGAAUAUUAAUCCUACUUUUAAUGCUAGCAAGUUAUCGUUUAUAUUCAACUACAGUUUUUCCUCGGUUACUUUGUCUUAUAUGUUAGUUUUCGAAAAUAAAUCUCGUUAUAAUUUAUUUAAAGCAGAGUGGUGUAAGAUAUUCUGGAUGUCAUUGAGUAAAAGAUCAUGGGCUGAUAUCACAAAAGAAGAGCAGAAUUAUGUUCUUGAAUCUGCCAUAGAAAUAGAGAAGCAACUGGAUGAAAUAUUGGACUCAGAUAGCGGUCAGGAAAGAAACAUCAGUGAAGACAGUGAAGAAGAGGAAAGUGAAGAAGACGAUGAACAUUCAAAAAGAAUAAUAUCUUCAGUAAGGUUUGAAGAAAGUGAGCAGGAUAAAUCUGCAUCCGCUGGUAACAGAUCUUUGAAUGUCGCAUUCAAAAGUAAUAGAUAUUUUGUUGUCAGAGAUGACAAGGUUGGUGUGUUUAAAAAGGCAGAAGACGAUGACAUGGAAAUGGAAUUUGUUACUGCUAUAACUGGCAUCAAGACAUUGCAUGGCAAAAGACUCGAUCCUUAUUCUCCUAUGUUAUAUAUGGAAGAUACAUCUUUAUUGAUGCAAGAGGGCUCUAGUAGUAACAAAAUCUUUAAGAUGGAUUUAAACAGGGGUGAAAUUGUUGAAGAAUGGUCAACUGGCGAUAAAAACGUAGUCCAAUAUUGCCCAUCUAAGAAAUUCGAUCAAACGACAUCUGAACAGACAUUCUUAGGUCUAUCAGAUAAAGCACUAUUCAGGAUCGAUCCAAGAUUGAACACACCAAAUAAGGUUGUCCAAGAUCAAUCAAAGGAAUAUUCUACAAAGACGAAUUUUACUUCAAUUGGUACUUCUGAAAAUGGUUAUAUUGCGCUAGGUUCAGCAUCGGGUAAUAUCAAAUUAUAUGAUCGUCUUGGUAUUAGAGCUAAAACCUCUAUUCCAUCAUUAGGUCAAGAGAUCAAGCAUAUAUCAUCCUCUGCAGAUGGUAGGUGGUUGCUAGCAGUUUGUGAGAAAUCCUUAUUAUUAAUGGAUUUGACUAUUAAAACUGGUAAGAAUGAAGGUGGCAUUGGUUUCUUGAAAUCAUUCCCUGCGGCUGAAAAUGUUAAGACCUAUAUUUUAACAGUUUCACCAGAACACACAUUAUAUAUCGAAGAUUUCACUAAAAAAUCGUUAUCCUUCACAAAUGCUUACUUCAACACAGGUAUCGGGCAAAAAGAAGAAACCAUCAUAACCUCUACAGGGCCAUUUGCUAUCAUAUGGUCGAUCGAUAAAGUGUUGAAGAACGAUGCUGUCCCUUACCAUGUAAGACGUUAUAAAUCUGACGUUGUCGAGGACAAUUUCGAAUUCGGAUCAGCUUCAGAAGUAGUAGUAACUUUGAAGAAUGAUGUCUCCUUGGCAAAAACCGAAAAUUUCAAGAAACCUAGCAAGAAAGUCCUAUUCCCAAACGGUAAUAUAAACGACUUUUAUGGUUAA
This is a messenger RNA of Vanderwaltozyma polyspora DSM 70294, 1935 nucleotides long. It is a transcript of the gene VID27, whose product is annotated as Vid27p. The coding region runs from base 1 to 1935 and encodes 644 amino acids. The transcript has a single exon. Gene Ontology annotation, molecular function: protein binding. Gene Ontology annotation, cellular component: cytoplasm; nucleus. The record is from RefSeq and is a predicted model, not a curated record. NCBI's taxonomy places the organism in Eukaryota, Fungi, Ascomycota, Saccharomycetes, Saccharomycetales, Saccharomycetaceae.